Molecule: messenger RNA, 909 nt
Organism: Drepanopeziza brunnea f. sp. 'multigermtubi' MB_m1
Lineage: Eukaryota; Fungi; Ascomycota; Leotiomycetes; Helotiales; Drepanopezizaceae
Source: RefSeq, a predicted model, not a curated record
AUGCCUCCAGAAACACAGUCCAGCCCUCCUUUGACCCCUCCUACAAAAGAUGAGAGAGACUCAAGUUUAGUCUCGCGUGUUAUAGAGCAUAUCAAGAAUCGACGGGAGGGGCGCGACUUGACGACUUCGCCGUGGGUCGCAUAUUCGUUAAGCCUGCAAGAAUACCAAGAGCUGCAACUCGAACUUGAAAGAGACGAGUCUCUUUGGGGGUUUGUACAAGAAAAGCUCAGAUACGACUACUUUUCUUCAGCCAGUCGACUUGUUAUUCGAAGGCCCACCGCUCUCCAUGAACAGUAUAUCAUUAAUAUUGUGGAGGAGAUCCAAGCACAGUUGAUAUCUGUUCGAGAUAAUUCUGCAGAUUUUGCGAGCAAGAUCCGGUCUAGAGGACCGGCGUCCAUUAAGUCCCUCGACGAAGAGUACACCACCCACGACCCCGAUGCACAAUUUCGUCACUUGAACGCCUCGUUCCCAGGUGUCGUGAUCGAGAUUUCCUAUUCACAAAAAAGGAAGGAUCUUGGACGCCUCGCGAACGACUAUAUACUAGGAUCAGAAAGCGAUAUCCAGGUCGUUUUAGGCCUAGACAUCGAAGACAAAACUAGCAAGGUGGCAACGAUAUCUGUUUGGCGGCCGAAUAUCAUUACAAAUAGCGUUGGGAAGAAAGAACGUAUCGCUCAAUUAAUCGCCGCGAACCAUGUUCUCCGUGAUACUAAUGGCAACCCAGGUACGGGAGCCCUUCUACUACGCCUUCGAGACUUCGCCCCAGCAGCCCUGGCCGGGGCUGACUUACGCGAUCCAAUCAUCCUUUCUGUCCGCAAGCUGUGUUCGCUUCUUGACGACGCGGAAUAUGCGGUUUCUUUCGUUGGGCGGCCAAUUGGCAUCAGGGCAAAUGCCGUCGCAAGUUUCUUAUAA